GAGUAUUUCUUUCGGUCACCUUUGUUUUCAUGUAAACUUACUAUUGUGAAACGGACAAUUGCCAUGAAUUUUAUGACGAAAUUGAGGAACAAAUUCAGGAGAUUUAAACAGUUGACAUGCUUUUCUUUGGCCUUUAUAGGCAGUGAUAAGAUUUAGUACGUAGAUAUAUAUAUGGUCUUAUGUUUGGAUCAACUACACCAAACUUUGUUAAUUAUUGAAAUUAAAGAUGGAAGAUGAACAAAAGGAAAUUGCUAUUAAGGUGGCAGGAGACAAGUAUAGAACUAUCUUGCAUGAAGAAACAGAAAACAAAGACAUCCAAUGGAGACAUGGUGGUCCUCCAAUUUUCUACGAGGUUAACAAGCUCUUUGAAGAAGGAAGAACAAAGGUUUGGCCAAAAGGUUCACUUGAAGAAACAGUCCAAAAUGCAAUCAAGACAUGGGAGAUGGAGUUUUCCCACAAAACUCGUUUGCAAGACUUUAAAUCUAUUUGCCCUGAGAAGUUCAGGCUCUUUGUCAAUGGAAGAGAAGGGUUAACGGGGGAAGAAGUGCUAAGGCUUGGGAGUUACAAUUCCUUAUUAAAGAGUUCAAUGCCAGAAGAAUUCCAGACAUAUUACAAAGCCAGUGAAGAGACAUUUGAAUCAUCACACGACUCGUUUCGAGCUGCGUUACCUAGAGGGUUCGCAUGGGAGGUGAUCUCUGUGUAUUCAGGACCGCCUGUUAUUGCUUACAAGUUUAGACAUUGGGGUUACUUUGAAGGACCUUAUAAAGGUCAUGCUCCUACCGGAGAAAUGGUUCAGUUUUAUGGCCUUGGCAUUUUGAAGGUGGAUGAAUCGAUGAAAGCAGAGGACCUAGAAAUCUAUUUUGAUCCUGCGGAGCUGUUUGCGGGGCUAUUAAAGGGUCAACCUUUAUCUGAUCAACCAACCACUAUCAGCCACCGCGAUACUGGUGAUAUAUGCAGAGGCGAUGACAACAACCACCAAGAGACAAUGGACUAAAGACUCUCAGAGUGCAUCUUUUGUUAGAGAUAUGAGAUAUUAGAAAUACUGUAUAAUAUAUCGCUCUACAUCUUUGCCCUAAAUAGUUUAUAAGAAGUUUUUGUUGUUGCAAGAUUUGUAUGCUAUGGUUGUGACUAGUGAGGUUUUAGUUGUUUUGCUUUGAUAUUUCAAGGUUGUAUAACAUAUUUACAUAUUAAUAUAAGUUGUGUAAUGAUGUUA
Molecule: messenger RNA, 1213 nt
Organism: Chenopodium quinoa (quinoa)
Lineage: Eukaryota; Viridiplantae; Streptophyta; Magnoliopsida; Caryophyllales; Amaranthaceae
Product: pathogen-related protein-like
Exons: 4
Coding region: 227-994 (255 amino acids)
Source: RefSeq, a predicted model, not a curated record